AUCCGUAGGUAUAGCAUUUCCGCCCAAACCCUCCUCCACUCCCCGUAUUCUCCUCCCCCUGGCGCCGCCAAUCUCGAACCCUAAAACACUCCAACCACCGGAGAGAGCAGCCAUGGCGCAGUACGAUCUGACGGCGCUCAUGGCGGCACAGAUCGACUGUCAUCUGGUGUUCCCAAUGCUGGAGUUCCUCCAGGAGCGCCAGCUCUACGCCGACGAGGAGAUCCUGCAGGGCAAGAUCUGCCUCCUCAGUGGCACCAACAUGGUCGACUACGCCAUGGACAUCCACAAAUCGCUCCACGGCACCGAUGACGUACCCGCCGACAUGGUCGCCCGCCGCUCCGAGGUCGUCUCGAGGCUUAGGACCCUCGACGAGGCCGCCGCGCCGAUCGUCGCGUUCCUCUCCAACCAGCAGCUCGUGCAGGAGCUUAGGCUCGACAAGCAGUACAACAUCCACAUGCUCCAGGAGCGCUACCAGAUUGGACCAGAUCAGAUUGAAGCUCUGUAUCAGUAUGCUAAGUUUCAGUUUGAGUGUGGUAACUACUCUGGUGCUGCUGAUUUCUUGUACCAGUAUCAUGCUUUAUGCACAAAUAGUGAGAGAAGCUUGAGCGCCCUGUGGGGAAAGCUGGCAGCAGAGAUAUUGAUGCAGAACUGGGAUGUUGCGCAGGAGGAGCUUAAUAGGUUGAAGGAGAUCAUUGAUUCAAAGAACUUCUCAUCACCUAUAAAUCAACUCCACAGUAGGAUAUGGCUGAUGCAUUGGAGUCUCUUUAUCUUCUUUAACCAUGAAAAUGGAAAGAAUGGAAUCAUUGAUCUAUUCUUCCAGGACAGGUACUUGAAUGCUAUUCAGACAAACGCACCCCAUCUUCUGAGAUACCUUGCUGCUGCAGUUGUUGUGAACAAAAGGAGAAGAAACAUGCUUAAAGAAUUGAUUAAAGUCAUUCAGCAGGAGCAGCAGACCUAUAAAGAUCCCAUAACUGAAUUCCUAGAAUGCUUGCACGUGAACUAUGAUUUUGCUGGUGCACAACAGAAGCUCAUUGACUGUGAGCAGGUUAUAUUGAAUGAUCCUUUCCUGGGAAAGCGCAUUGAAGAAGGGAAUUUCAUCACUGUUCCUUUGAGAGAUGAGUUCCUCGAAAAUGCUCGCCUAUUGAUUUUCGAGACUUACUGCCGUAUACAUCGGUGCAUCGAUAUUGGCAUGCUUGCGGAGAAGAUGAACAUGACCUACGAUGAAGCAGAAUUGUGGAUAAUGAACUUGGUCAAGAGUUCGAAACUAGAUGCCAAGAUUGAUUCAGUGACAGGAACUCUCAUCAUGACGACCAAUCAUGUUAAUGUCCAUCAGCAGAUCAUUGAGAGCAUGAAGAACCUUAAUGCGAGGACAUGCAUGCUAGCAAAGAGCCUUGUGGAUCCAGGGCAUGCAGCAGCACAGCAGGCUGCCCGGUGAGACUAACAGAGAAUCUGCAGUUUUGAGGGGGCGAGAAUUACUUUGGGAGCUUAGUACUUGAAUCACACAGAUGGUGAUUUGCAGCUUGUUACAACUUACGCUGAUGCUUUUAAUGUUUUGUAUUCAGAAUUCUGCUACUAGAGUUGUUCAGUAUUUAGUACCGCAAGUCUGCAAGUGCGGGUACCUCAUUGUCAAGAUACUUCUUGUGCAUGUUGCCAUGUGUCGAAGUGUGAGACUUUAAAUGAAGACACUAAUGUUUCUGCGAA
Messenger RNA from Lolium perenne, 1701 nucleotides. Its product is annotated as eukaryotic translation initiation factor 3 subunit E. NCBI's taxonomy places the organism in Eukaryota, Viridiplantae, Streptophyta, Magnoliopsida, Poales, Poaceae. Gene Ontology annotation, molecular function: translation initiation factor activity; protein binding. The record is from RefSeq and is a predicted model, not a curated record. Gene Ontology annotation, cellular component: eukaryotic translation initiation factor 3 complex; cytoplasm.